This is a messenger RNA of Lucilia cuprina (Australian sheep blowfly), 2998 nucleotides long. It is a transcript of the gene Abp1, whose product is annotated as drebrin-like protein. The coding region runs from base 496 to 2151 and encodes 551 amino acids. The transcript has 7 exons. Gene Ontology annotation, cellular component: postsynaptic membrane; dendrite; postsynaptic density. The record is from RefSeq and is a predicted model, not a curated record. Gene Ontology annotation, biological process: positive regulation of axon extension; postsynaptic actin cytoskeleton organization; positive regulation of dendritic spine morphogenesis. Lineage: Eukaryota; Metazoa; Arthropoda; Insecta; Diptera; Calliphoridae. Gene Ontology annotation, molecular function: actin filament binding.
GUAGUUGAUACUUUUGUGAAAAAAUAAAAGAAAUAAAUGUUAGGAAUAGAAACAUUUACUUUUGUGGAGAGCUAAAGAUGUAUUAAAAUAUUUAUUAUUGGUGUUUUGCUAAAAAAUACAUUGCAGCUCCAAAGAAUAUUUAAUUGUCAAAAAACAUAAAUUAAUUAAAUCGUUCAUUUAAUCAAACGAUUAUUGGCAAGUCACCAAAAUUUAAAGUAUUCAAAGGAGAAAAUGCACUUGCUUUAAUUGAGGAAGAAGAGAAAGUGUGAGAAUAUUUUCAUGUAAAGUUUAGCGGAUUAAAAAGUUAUAAAUAGGAAAUUUUGACUCAUCAAUAUACCGGUAACUUAAAUAGGUGGCAGUAGUUCAUAAAUUAAGAAGACUCAAGGUCGACGUCUACUUGCUUUCAGUGGUGUUAGUUUUUGCUUCGUUUUUGGGUGUGGGUUUUCCUAAAAGCACAAGUAACAAUAAAACAAACUAAACAGACAGCUGCAAAUUAUGGCCAUUAGCUUUGAUAAGUAUAGGAAGCAGAUUGAAGCUGGUUGGAAAGAUGUUUUGGACGACAAGUCAUCAACUGAUUGGGCAUUGUUUGGAUAUGAGGGUCAGACAAAUGUCUUAAAACUAGUGGCAAGUGGAGAGGGUGGCGUGGAAGAGUUAUGUGAGGAUUUGAAUAGUGGAAAAAUAAUGUAUGCCUUCGUACGAAUUGAAGACCCAAAAACAGGAUUAAAAAAAUUCUUGCUCAUUAAUUGGCAGGGCGAAGGUGCACCUGUUCUACGAAAAGGCACUUGUGCGAAUCAUAUACACGACGUAGCAAAAUUGUUGUCAGGAGCUCAUCUAACAAUCAAUGCUCGAAAUGAGGACGAUAUUGACUUGGAACGGCUUUUGAAAAAGCUUAGUACAGUUUCAUCGGCGUACAGCUUUAAGGAACCACGAGCUGUAAAUGACGAACAAAAAACGCCUAUAGGUACAAAUUACACUCGUGUUAUACCAACUAAAGAAUUAAAUGCAUCAGUCAUGCAAAAUUUUUGGAAGAAAGAAGAAGAAGAGGAGAAACAUCGUUUGGCAGCUGAUAGAGAGCAAAAGCGUUCAGAACAAGCCAAGUUAGAGAAGGAGCAGCGUGCACGAGAAGAAAAGGAGCAUUUAGAAAGGGAAAAAAAAUUGCAGAUGGCUAAUAAAUUACAACCAGCUCAUGUCCCCAUUAAAACGUCACCACAACCCUUAAGUCCCGAAAAAACUGUAGCUAGUAGUUUUGGAUCGGCAUUAACCGAAGCGGAACGUAUGCGACAACAGCGCAGCCAAGAAGCGAGAGAAUUAAUUGGAACUCGUGUUGGGGCUGCAAAAGCAAUGUUUACUAAACAUACUAGCGAGGGACAAUUACAAUGCAAACUAAAUACGGCACCGCCAGCAAAACCCGUUCGAAAUUCUAUAACACAGCGCAUUCAUGUUUUCAAUCAAAAUCAAUCACAAAAUGAAUCCAACAUUGUACUUUCGCACGGACACCAAGUGCUUGGCAAAACUACUUCUUCCAAACAAACACUAGAUGAACCUACAAAUGCUCCAAAAGAUGAGAACAAAUUUGAAAAAGAAGAAGGAACAAGCCACAAUUUGGACACAAAUUUGGAGCCUGUUAAGCCUGAAAUGACAGCUAUAGCUAAUAUUGAAGAGGAAUCAAACAGCAUUGAUGAUUACCCGUUAGAACCAGAUAGUGAACAGUAUUCGACCAUUAAAAGGUCACCACAUAGCAAAUCGAAUUCUUUACAAUCACCAGACGAUACAUCAUCAUCAAAUAACACGGAUACUGCCCUGUAUCAAGACGAAGAAGAAGAGGUUAUGCGUACUAAAGUUUCAGUAACAGUGCAGCAAUCCCAGUCACAAGCGGUAGCUACAAGUAAGAAUGGUUACUUGGGAGAGAGAAAUGACAUGAACGAUAUAGUUAACGAAGAUGAUUUCAUAUGUCAGGAUUCAUUGGGGGAUUUGGGCUUAAAAGCCCGUGCAUUAUAUGAUUAUCAAGCAGCUGAUGAAUCUGAAAUUACCUUUGAUCCCGGCGAUGUUAUUACUCAUAUUGAUCAAAUCGAUGAAGGGUGGUGGCAAGGUUUGGGACCUGAUGGAACUUAUGGACUGUUUCCGGCAAACUAUGUCGAAAUAAUAGACUAAUAAUCUAUAGGAAGGAGAAAAUUUUUUAAAAUAUAUAUUUUACUAAAAUUUUAGGUUUAUAAAAUGUUUAGAUAAUUUUAACAAAUAAAAAAAUUAUAUAUCUUGUUGAACGUAGGUCCAAGGCAUAGAUUAUAUUUUAUUUGUUGAAAUUACUUUGCAUAUUUACAAGCAAUAGUUAAAAAAAAUCCAAUUUUAAACUCCAUAUACAGAAACUGUAAUUUAGAACUUUUGCUAAUUAAAUAUUGUAUCUACAAUUAAUACUUAAUCAUUAUAUUAGUGGUGCCAACUCUAAAGCAUUAAUAUGUAUUUUCGUAAAAAAUAAUUGUUUAUACAUUUUUUGCAGCUUUAUUUUUAAGACCUUAAUAGAUUGAAUCCAUUGUCAAAACCUGCAAAUGACAUCUUCAUAAAUAAUAAGAGAUUUGGAAAUAAAUUCAUAUUCAGUAAUAAAUUAUAUGAAUUUGCUACCAGUUUCGAGUCUUUUUAAAAGUCACUAAAUGUAUAUAAAAUGUUUACUUUAUAUACAUACAUACAUGUAUAUAUAUGUAUGUAUUAAUAUUGGUUUGUUAAAUAAAAAAAACUUUGAAUUUCAUUUUGAUAAUUUAUGUCAGUUGCAGAUUAAUUUUAAGUCAUAUAAUUGUUUUGUUUUUCUUACGUCCUUAUUUUAACUAUUGCGUCCUGUCACACAAUUAUUAUUUUUGUUGUAUAUUAUAUUUUAUUAAAAAAAAACUACGCUUAGCGUUUAUGUUUUUAUACAUAUUAUUUUGAAAACACUUAUGUCCUUUUUAUAUUUUACUCUUUCAUACAUUCAUAAACAUAUACAAUAAACAAAAAAUAUAUUAAAACGUAA